This is a messenger RNA of Lepus europaeus (European hare), 1299 nucleotides long. RefSeq lists its product as uncharacterized. Gene Ontology annotation, molecular function: nucleic acid binding. NCBI's taxonomy places the organism in Eukaryota, Metazoa, Chordata, Mammalia, Lagomorpha, Leporidae. Gene Ontology annotation, biological process: DNA integration. The record is from RefSeq and is a predicted model, not a curated record. The transcript has a single exon.
AUGGCGGAUGAGGUGGCCAAGACAGUUGCCCUAAAAGAACCAAUACUAACAGUACGAUCUUCCAAAACUUCCCCUACCUCUCCUGACCAAGGCGGGUGGACAUAUUCGGAUGGAGACGUAAACGCCAUCCAAAGGUUAGGGGGAAGGUAUGACGAACAGGAGAAGGCUUGGAGAAUUCAGAACAAGAUAGUCCUGCCAAAAAAAGUGGCCAGAGACAUAGUGAGUGACCUUCACCGAUGGACUCAUUUAGGAUACAAAAAGCUAAAAACCUUGUUAAAAAGAGAGGAGCAGACCCACUUCAUAAUAGGAUUGGACACAUUGGUCAAACAGGUAACAGAAUCUUGUGUCCCAUGCGCAAAGGUAAAUCCAAAACGCCUUAAGAUGCCGGAAGGGGCGAGAGUGCGCGGGACCAGGCCCGGAACAAACUGGGAAAUUGAUUUCACUGAGAUUCGCCCCGGCAGGUAUGGGGUUAAAUAUCUAUUAGUGUUUGUAGACACCUUUUCUGGCUGGACUGAAGCUUUCCCGGUAAAGAAGGAGACGGCACAGGUGGUCGUCAAGAAAAUUUUUGAAGAAAUCUUCCCGCGGUUUGGCCUUCCCAAGGUAUUGGGGUCCGACAAUGGGCCAGCUUUUGUCUCCCGGGUAAGUCAGUUGGUGGCCAAGGUACUGGGGAUUGAUUGGAAAUUACAUUGUGCAUAUAGACCCCAGAGUUCAGGACAGGUAGAACGUAUGAACCGAACCAUAAAAGAGACCUUAACUAAAUUAAUAAUGGAGACUGGCACUAGAGACUGGGUCAAGUUACUACCAAUGGCCUUGUUUAGGGCUCGUAACACCCCUUCUGUCUUCGGGUUAACUCCAUAUGAAAUACUCUACGGAGGGCCUCCCCCAAUUGCCGAUUUACUAGGACCUAGUAUUGACUCUUAUGCCACUUCCCCCAGCCUGCAGACCCGACUGAAAGCUCUGCAGCUGAUCCAGAGACAAGUCUGGAAGCCUCUGGCUGCAGUAUAUCAGUCCAAGUGUCCGGUGGUGCCUCACCCGUUCUAGAUUGGAGACUCCGUCUACAUCCGCAGACAUCAGUCCAAAACCCUCGAGCCGCGUUGGAAGGGCCCUUACACCGUUCUGCUGACAACCCCCACCGCGGUAAAAGUCGACGGAAUUGCCGCCUGGGUUCACGCGUCCCAUGUGAAGCGAGCCCUACCGGAGGAGGAUAAAACUCAGGACGACUGCCCCGCUGACCGGACAGUAUGGAAGGCACAACGCACUCAAAACCCACUCAAGAUAAGACUCUUAAAGACUGUUUAG